Aaosphaeria arxii CBS 175.79 is the source of this 2797-nucleotide messenger RNA. RefSeq lists its product as uncharacterized. Bases 258 to 2696 code for a protein of 812 amino acids. NCBI's taxonomy places the organism in Eukaryota, Fungi, Ascomycota, Dothideomycetes, Pleosporales. The record is from RefSeq and is a predicted model, not a curated record. The transcript is spliced from 3 exons. Gene Ontology annotation, molecular function: serine-type peptidase activity. Gene Ontology annotation, biological process: proteolysis.
CAAUGCUGAAGUUUGCGAGCUUCGAGGUUCACACCGUGACCUCAGUCCUUAGGCAUACAUCAGUGAUGCAGUUUUGAAGGCAUCAAAAUACGACAUAGAUACCUUAUUUUUACUUUUUAAAUACUCCGUUGUUUAAUACAUCCUCGACAUUGCGCUGGAUCGCUCACAUACUUAAUGUACUAAUUAAAGAACCACGGAGAUAUAUUCGAAUUAGACUCGCCUUCGAAAGCUACGAUAGACAGUACCAUUUUCUGAAAAUGCAUCGAACAUAUCUUCUGCUGCUGAGCGCCUGCGGCGUCUCACUUGCACGAAUGCACCCAUAUCUCUAUGGUGUACCGAAAGGACCUGGAAUGGACAUGGAGGAACUUGCAGUGGUUGAUGUCGUAUCGCUCGCAUUGGACAACUCAACAUCAUUGAAUGCUACUCGGCCUCGUCCGACAUCUCCCUCAGCUGUUCCAUCGACACCCGCUCUUGCUGAGCCUUGCGCCGUUGUCAGCAGCACAGUGCAAGGACUGCCACCUGGUUCACGGAGAAUUGUGCCCGCAGAGCUAGGUAUGCGAUGCUUGAAAUCGGUUCCAUUAGAUCAAGAAGGCAAUGUCAAGUUGAUCGACGAUCUGAAACUGUAUCUGGCAUGGCAAUCCAACUUGGGCUUUUUGAAGAAUCCUCCAGCAGAGUACACCGAGGCCCCUGUGGACAUAAUAGAAGAGAUGAAUGGCAUGCAAGAGCAACUAAAGUCCGGUGGCUACAACAGCGAAUACGAUUUUCAGACCGACUUGAUGUCAUUAUUCAAUCGUGCAUACGACAACCAUCUAGCGUGGCAGCCGGACAUCCUCGCUGGUGUUAUUCAAUUCCAGAGACCAGCAGGGACGGAGCUUGUGUCUGUCUCUAGCGAUGGACGAGCGCUUCCGGAAAUCUUCGCAUAUCGCGACUUGGAACUUGCAAAUCGAGAUAAGUCAUUCCAGCCUUCGCCUGUCAGGACGAUCAACGGUCGUGGUGUAGAAGAGUACCUUCAGAGUGUUGCAGUCCAGGCCGACUUUCACGAUGCUGACACCCGCUGGAAUGCCCUCUUCCCAAGCCAGCCGCUAAUAGCAUCGGGAACUACUUUCUUAGGCUCAUUCAGGACAGGAGAAUACCAAGGACCAAACACCACAAUGGCAUUCACCAAUGGAACAGCAAAGUCAAUGAUCAACCUGGCUGUGGUCAUUGCGGACUUCAAUGGUGUCAACAGCGGAGCAACCUUUUUCCAAAAGUUCUGUCGUGGACCUCAACCCGUGGCUCCCCCAACAACCACUCAAGCGCCACCAUCUGUGUCGGUCUCACCACCCUCAAGCACACCAACUCCAACGCCCUCGCACAUUGGCUACCCCAAGGCAGUGAUCCUGCAUCCGAAUCUCUCCGUUGGGGGCUACCACAUCAAUGAGACCGGAUAUGAUGAUGUUGCAAUCCUUAGUAUUCCCAGCUACGACUCUCCAGAUGUGCAGCUAUUCCAGAAUGUCAUGCGAGACUUCAUCCGUCUAUCUGCUGCGUCAGGCAAGACAAAGAUGAUAUUCGAUCUCCGUGGCAAUGGAGGAGGCAAUGCUAUUUUGGGCUACGACUCCUUCAAACAGGUUUUUCCCCAAGCGGAUCAAGAGCCUUUCGGUGGGACCCGAUAUCGAGCGAACGAAGCCCUGAAUAUGGUGGGGAAGAUAUCGGAGAACUUCGAAGCAGGAAAUACAUUUGUGCAGGGUAACCAGACUGCCUUCCUUCAAGCCUUUGGGGCCAGCACACCGGAAGAUAUCUCACUAUUCACCGCCGGGUUCAAUCCUGUGCACCAGCUCGACGUUAACAACGAGAGAAUUGACACCUGGGAUCAGUUAUUCGGACCAGAAACUAUUAAUGGCGAUCAAUUUACGACGACUAUCCGAUAUAACUUCAGCGACGAACCUUCAUACACUUAUCCUGGAUUUUCCGUCAUUGGCUUCUUGAAUAACACCAACGAGACCGCAACCCCACAGCCCUUCACAUCCGAGAACAUGGUCAUGCUUCACGAUGGAAUGUGCUCGUCAACCUGUACCAUCGUUUCCGAGCUUCUGAAAAACCAAGGCGGUGUCCGCACGAUUGCGAUCGGUGGCCAACCAAAAGUCGGACCCAUGCAGGGCAUAGGUGGUACAAAAGGCGCACAGUCAUUCAACUGGGAUGACGUUCAGAUCCGCACUCAGAUUGUGUACUUUACCGGUAGCCCUGAAGAACAGGCACAGUGGAAUAACACCGCGCUUGGCCGGACUGCAUUUGCAAACCAGCUCUUCACUCGCACGGCGUACGCUGGAGGGCGACCUGCCGGCGGCAUCAAUCUACGAGAUAACCUGCGUCGCAACGACAGAUCGAAAACACCUCUCGAAUUCGUCUACGAAGCGGCUGAUUGCAGGAUGUGGUACACGGCACCUAUGAUCAAUGAUGUCACGCAAGUGUGGAAAGGCGUGGUUGACAGGAUGUUCACGGCGGAUGAUUCAGGCAUGCAGGGCUGCGUUCAGGAUAGCACGGGUCAUAAGAGCUCUGUGAGCGGUGGUGGACAGGCAAAGAGUGGGGAGGUGCCGCCGCCGCCUCCCCCGGAGGAUGAGAAGGGCGCAGAGCAAUUGACUGGAGCGGCAGGAUCGCUCGCCGUUGUAGGUAAAAGAUGGUAUGCUUUGUUGUUACUGGUAAUAUCUGUAAUUCUGUAGACUCAUAAGGCGGGCGUUUUGGGUAGUUUUUUUGGAGCUUGUUAGGGAUUCACGAUCUCAAUUUCGAAUUGCAUUUACGCAGACGGACACCAAGACGUCUG